AUGCCACAUCCCGAUGUUUUGGGGGUUAGAUAUGGCAACUGGAAAAUCAUACAAGCUGUUCCCAGAACGGCAAGAUUCAAGAAAAAGACAAAGAAAAGAAGAAAGCAUUCUGAACCAGGGGGCUCUAUACUGCUCUGGCGGCAGAUGAGGGUUAGCGGGAUCGCAAAUAAGACGCUCCUUCGUUUCUCCACUACCGCUAGGCACGGUGGCAGCGGCUCGAAAUUCGGCCCUGGCCAGGACUCUCCAAAAGACACUGCUGAGACAGAAAAGCCCGAAGUGGCCCCAGCGCCUUCCAAAAAACCUCGAAGCCCCUACGGCUCCGCUGUUCGUCGCGCGAUAAGGAAUAGAAAACCUCGAGAACGGACACAUAGCGUUGCUGUCGUUCCGGAAUGGUUCCAUGAGCGAAACGUUAUAGCUCAAGAUACCGCGGUUCAGAUUGCCAUACCGACAGGCCACGACGUAGAACUAGAGCCAUUGUCUCAUGAUCUAGAGGAAGGUGUGAACAAGGUUGCUCAAGGCGGUAACGGUGGUGAGAAUGGAGGCUCCGGAGGGCCGCCUACCUCUAGUCCUCGUUAUCGCCUCGCGCAAGCGGUUUGGGACGAGCUGUGCGCAUCCGCUAGGGCAGGGCUUAAUUUACCAGUGUCUCGAUACAUCGAUGAGCGGUCAGCGACAAAGUCGCAUUUAGUCCUGCAGUAUCCUGGAGAAGGAGGGAUUUUGUUUCUCGACGCUGUUGUCAAAAAGCUAGCGGCAAAUCUCAAGACCCAUCUAGUAACUUUAAAUGCGCAAGAUAUUGCUGAACUCUACGCCGACCAGGAUCAAGCGGAGCACGGUACCCCUAGUUCUAUUGCAACUAUGGGGUAUGAAGUUUAUCAAGCAAAGAGGACUUCUAACCUGAAGGAGCUUGAGGAAGAUAUGGAGGAGGGAGAGGAGGAUGAAAACGAAGAGGAGGAUCCUGAUAUGAUACCCAGCCGAAGACAAGAACGUGAGUUCUCGGUUACCCGGACAAUUCCUUUGACAGGCAUUCGUGACACGGACUUGAUCCAAAGUCUUUUAGGCGGUCGGGCAUCAGUAGGUAUGGCUAAGGUGAUUAUUCCACGUUCUCAGCGCCAAGAUUUGGAGUCCAGAGAAGAGCUCAGAUGUCUGCGUAUUGCAAAUGAACUCCUCUCCAUCCCCCACAAACAUCAACAUAAACAACCUCACACAUCGGGCGACCAGAAGCCAUCUGAGUCGGUUCUCGAACCGGCCCCCAAGCCAAUCCCCGACCAGUCCCAGCCUCCUACACUCCGACCUGAUCUUAUCGUUCAAGUUCAAGACUACAAUGAUAUUCAAGACACUCGCAGCGGAUCCAUAUUCCUUACACUUCUUCAUAGAGCGGUCCAGUCCAAGAGACGGGAAGGACAAAGGGUUAUAAUCAUCGGCACUGUAUCCGGAAAGAAACCGGAAUAUCCUCUGGGGAAGUCUUAUCCAAAGCUUGUACAGAGAGAUUUCAACGACCAGUUUGCCAGGACAAUUGUGGUUACCCCUGCAAUGAACCCACAAGUGGUCGAAAAAGUGUUUUCAGAAGACCUUAAGCGAAGAACUCUUGAGAUCAACGUACGUCAUCUGCAGAAUAUGCUGAGGGUUAGAUUAAACGAUCCGCACCUAGCAGACGCAAGCCUCCUCCGCGGUCCAGCCUGGCCUGUGGACAUUGGUGCCCUCGAAAACGCCGGUCUUGAUGAUGGAUAUUGGUCCUUUGACCGUGUCCACCGUGUUGUUUCGCUUGCGCUUGGUGGCGUAAAGGGACCCGGAAAGCUCGACCUUCAUCACAUACAACGUAGUGUCGAUCUUGUGGAAAAAAGUGAUCGCGCAAAGGGAGACUGGCUCGCGGAGAGGUAUCCUAAGGUGAAACCUCCGCAAACAGAAUCGGAACGAGAAAGUCGCUUGAGACAAUUACGGAAAACAUGUAACACUCAUGAAAGAAAGUUGCUCAACGGUGUUGUCGAUGCUGAGAGUAUCCGCACAACAUUCGACGACGUACACGCUCCUCCUGAUACAAUCGAGGCUCUUAAAACCCUCACUUCUCUCUCGCUGAUUAGACCCGAUGCGUUUACUUAUGGUGUCCUUUCUACCGAUAAAAUCCCUGGCUUGCUACUCUAUGGCCCUCCGGGAACAGGAAAAACGAUGUUAGCCAAAGCUGUCGCCCGACAAAGUGGCGCCACUGUGCUCGAAGUGAGUGGCUCUGAAGUAUAUGACAUGUAUGUCGGAGAAGGGGAGAAAAAUGUGAAAGCCAUCUUCACAUUGGCCAAGAAGCUCAGCCCUUGCGUCGUUUUCAUUGACGAAGCAGACGCCAUCUUUGGUUCGCGAGUUGCAGCCAGCACUCGCACGACUCAUCGAGAAUUAAUAAACCAAUUCCUGCGAGAGUGGGAUGGCAUGAACGAGCUCUCCGCCUUCAUCAUGGUAGCCACAAAUCGUCCGUUCGAUCUUGACGAUGCCGUUCUCCGACGACUCCCCCGACGCCUCCUAGUAGACCUGCCCACCGAGCAAGACCGUUUAGCAAUCCUUAAGAUCCAUCUCAAGGAAGAGCAAGUGGACUCGUCAGUGGAUCUAGUGGAGCUAGCUAGCCGAACGCCUCUCUACUCGGGCUCAGACCUGAAAAACAUGUGCGUUGCAGCAGCUCUAGCAUGCGUUAGAGGGGAAAAUGAGCUCGCCGCUCAGCAUACAGGCGAAGAACCGUACAGGUAUCCUGAACGACGAACCCUCACCAAGGCUCAUUUUGAACGCGCCUUGGAGGAGAUCAGUGCGUCAAUAAGUGAGGAUAUGUCGUCUCUCUCCGCUAUAAAGAAGUUCGACGAGAAAUACGGAGAUCGCAAGGGGCGACGCAAGAAAAGUUCGGGGUGGGGAUUUGCCGCUCCUAGCGAAGCGCAGAAGAACACGGAGACUGGGAGGGUGAGGAACUAA
This is a messenger RNA of Histoplasma mississippiense, 2937 nucleotides long. RefSeq lists its product as hypothetical. Gene Ontology annotation, molecular function: ATP binding; ATP hydrolysis activity. The record is from RefSeq and is a predicted model, not a curated record. The coding region runs from base 1 to 2937 and encodes 978 amino acids. The transcript is spliced from 3 exons. Gene Ontology annotation, cellular component: mitochondrial outer membrane. Lineage: Eukaryota; Fungi; Ascomycota; Eurotiomycetes; Onygenales; Ajellomycetaceae.